Molecule: messenger RNA, 1440 nt
Organism: Cladocopium goreaui
Lineage: Eukaryota; Dinophyceae; Suessiales; Symbiodiniaceae
Source: the annotation of a GenBank genome assembly
AUGGAUCCAGACUUGCAGAUGACCAGUGCCAGGACGUUUCGGCCCAGGAUGACCGUUGGAGCCGAUGAGGAUGUCUGCCAACUGUCGCAGAAAGCUGGAAGUGCUGCCCGUCACACAUAUGAUGUGGGCUAUUCCAAGUGGGAUGCCUUUGAUGUUGAGGCCGCACUUCAGGAGGUGGAUCGUUGUGACUCCUAUCACAGCUGCCGUGUGAGCAAGGUGGAUCUGAAGGCAGUUGAGAAUGCCAGGGAGUCCAUUGAUCGCAGUGCAGACCCCAAGGACAUGCUGGAUCAAGCCAUCUCCAAGCUAAAAGCUCAAGAAGUACAGGAGUCGAUGCCUGCGAAAGAGGCUGCAGAUGAAGUGACUGCUGCAGAAGUGAAGGAAAAUGCCGCCAUUGAUGAUGAGACUGAUCUCUCCAACAUUUGCCUGGCAGAUGCCGGGGACACAACAGGUCACCAGCUAGCAGCGGAGUACCAGAAGUGGGAGGAGUUUGAGGACAUGGAUGAUUUGGAAGAGGAUGGCAUGGAUUGUGUGGAUUCCAUGGGGAUGGAUUUGAACGCCCUGACUGGACCAGCAGAGGAGGUGAAGCAGAUUCAGGCGCAUUGGCGCCGGGAGGCUGUCAAGAUGGCGAAGUCAAGCAGGAAAGCGGGUGCUAAGGGUGCUGCGGGUGCUGCGGGUGAUGCCAAUGGAAGUUCUGCAAAUUCUACCAGGGUGGCGGUGGAAGUGCGACCCAAAGUGGACACGCAACAUUUCACACCAACAGGGCCAGUGCAGGAGAGGCCUUGUGUGGUAGCGCCAGCCGCAGGGCGAUUUGAUGACAACUAUGCAAAGUGGAAGAAGUUUGAUGCAGAUGCAGCAUUGCUGGAGCUAGACAAUGAGGAUACCACUGAGGAGGGGAAAACGAUGCGACUUUCAGCCGGACAAGGUUCAGCGAUGCUCAAUUGUGAAGGUUAUACCAAGGACCGCGAGGAGUAUGACCUGGACCAAGACAUCGAGCGCAACAUGGGAGGUCUGAAAAAGAUCAUCGCCCAGAACUUCAAAGAUGCAUCUGGCCUGAAGGCCGAGGGGAACGAGCUGAUGAGAUCCGGUCAGGUGGCAGGGGCCAUCCAAAAAUAUCAAGCUGGUCUCGACACCUUACACCUGGCACGGGAAGCAUCUGUCUUGAUGAGCGCAUCCUUAGCUGCAAAGCAGUCCAGCUUGGUGGCGGACCUCUACAAGAACCUCUCGGCGGCGCAGCUGAAAAGCAACGACUUCACGGCUGCGCUCAGCAGUGCCGAUGCGGCGAUCCAGGCCUGCGACGAUGAGAAAGCCAGAUACCGCCGAGCCAUGGCCUUGCUUCGGCUGAAGCGGAUCCCAGAAGCUCGGAAGGAGGCGGAAGCUUUGGCUGCUGGAGAUCCAGCUGUGCAAACACUCUUGGCCGAGGUGGCAGCGUGCAGCUAGAGG